Messenger RNA from Pelecanus crispus (Dalmatian pelican), 342 nucleotides. The record is from RefSeq and is a predicted model, not a curated record. Lineage: Eukaryota; Metazoa; Chordata; Aves; Pelecaniformes; Pelecanidae.
AGCAGCGAUUCGAGCCGGCGCGCCUUCUCCGUCUACAGCAGCUCACGGGCACCCGGGCGCUACGCCCCCAGCUACACCCCCAGUGCCCCCAUGGACACCCACCUGCUCAGCAACAUCCAGAAGCUCUUCUCCGAACGUAUUGACAUCUUCAGCCCUGUCGAGUUCAACAAGGUGUCGGUGCUGACGGGGAUCAUCAAGAUCAGCCUAAAGACGCUGCUGGAGUGCGUGCGGCUGCGGACGUUGGGGCGCUUCGGGCUGCAGCAGGUGCAGGUGGACGGCCAUUACCUGCAGCUCUACCUCUGGCGCUUUGCCGCUGACGAUGACACCCUCAACGUGUGUUGA